Brassicogethes aeneus is the source of this 1530-nucleotide messenger RNA. NCBI's taxonomy places the organism in Eukaryota, Metazoa, Arthropoda, Insecta, Coleoptera, Nitidulidae. The record is from the annotation of a GenBank genome assembly.
CAACACGUCAUGUUUGUGCCUAUAGGUGUUUGUGUUUCUUCUCAAAAAUAGUUUGUGCGUUUUGUGGUUUUUACUUUGGUUUGUAAAGAUAUAACUUUAUCAUAUGCUUUUGUCUCAUUGUAAGAUGGACAUAUGUGUAUGUACGGAUAAAACUUAAUUCGUGCUAUUUUGUUAUGUGAAAGUGAAGCAAAUAAAAUGACGUCUCCAUUACGAUCUUGGGAAAUGCAAAACUUGCAGAACUCUUCUCAAGUGCUAAGAAACAGUAAUACUGGACUGACAAUGGGAACUAGAAGUGCCCCGGUUUUACCCCCUAGACCGGCUGGUUCAUCAAUUUUAUCUAAUAGCCCCUACAAUUCAUAUAUGCCUCAUUCAGGUGGAUAUGGGUACGGAUCUUCAUACUCAUCAUAUGGCAUGCCUUACAGAAGUUCGAUGUACAACUCGGGUUACGGAUCGUAUGGUUCAUACGGCGGAAUGUACGGUGGUGGCAUGUAUGGCGGCGGAGGCGGCAUGUACGGUGCAAAUGGCGGUUACGGCGACAACGAAAGCCGGUUCAUUCAAUACGCAGAGGAGAGUUCGCGAAGCACGUUUGCUAGCGUCGAGAACAUCGUGAGAGCGGUCAACAGCAUCUCAAUGAUGCUGGACAACACGUUCUUCGCGAUGACGAGCUCGUUCCGAGCAGUGCUCAGCGUGGCCGAGAACUUCGGCCGUCUGCGCUCGAUGUUCGGUCACAUCUGGUACACGGUAAACGUGUUUCGGUUCUUUGGCUGGGCCUAUAAAAAAAUGCGCGAAAUUAUGGGCCUUAAGGUGGCCAGAAGCGCGUCUUCAGCUGCUUGGAAAGAGGCAGCUUCUGAAGCUGUAGCCGGAGCGGCUGGCAGUUCGGGCGGCUCUAGUUGGUCCACGCUGGUUUUCCUGGGAAUGCUUGUGUCUACUCCCUAUAUCAUCAGCAGGUUCAUCCCAAAAUAUGAAGAUAAGGGAGAUCCUGCUAAUUGGAAAUUACCAGGCGUGAGAGCAAAAGCAGUUUUUGACUUUGAUGCAACUAGUCCAAACGAAUUGACAAUCCACAUAAACGACAUGGUUAAUUUGGCUCCAUCGUACAUUCAAGAAGAGAUGCGCUUAAAGAACACUGGUUGGGCGUUGGCCACCUUUAAUGGAAAGUCAGGGGUGGUUCCAUUAAAUUAUUUAGUAAUAAGCAAAACCAAGCCAAUUAUGAACAACGAUAGUAAUGUACCUGUACCUAAAGACUUAAAUGCCAUUAACACACCAAAAACGCAUACAAAAAGGGUGAGUUUUGGUGAAAACCAAAUUUUCGAAAAUGUGGAUUUAGAGGAUUGCUAUAGAAAUACAGUGAAAACUGAUAGUGAUUUAAGUAAGAGUGAUAAUAAAGUAGACAAUAAAGAUUUUAACAAACCACAAUGUGAAACAGUAUAAUUUUAAAAGCAACCAAAAAUAUUUAUCGUAUUCUAUUAUUAUUAUAUUAAGCAUAAUAAAUUUAUAUUGGGCUUAUUAGCUAAACCAUUGCAGUAGUAAAAU